UCAUUCAUGAGCUGCUUGUUUACCCAAUUCAAGUAGCAACCCCAAAACCUUAUAAUUUAUUUCCAUUCAGACAGUUUGUUUCUUCACCACACCUCAUCCAUGGCACUUGUGAGAGCAACUCAACAAACCUCCUCUUCUAAUACUUCUCGAUCUUGUCGUUAUCAUGUGUUCCUCAGUUUCAGAGGUGAAGACACUCGCAAGACUUUCACUGACCACCUCUUCACAGCCUUGGUCAAUGCCGGAUUUCGCACUUUCCGAGACGACGAUGAGCUGGAGAGAGGAGAAGAUAUUAAGCCCGAACUCCAGAAAGCAAUCAAACACUCAAGAACUUCUGUUAUUGUGUUUUCGAAAGACUACGCGUCGUCCAGAUGGUGCCUUGACGAGCUUGUGAUGAUCCUUGAACGCAAGAGGACCUCACCUGACUAUGUCGUUUUACCUGUCUUCUACGACGUGGAUCCAUCCCAUGUGCGGAAGCAGACAGGAAGUCUUGCAAGGGCAUUUGCUACACACCAAAAAUCUCAACACCGGAAGAAGGUGAAGGCAUGGAAGGACGCACUUGCAGAGGUUGCAGAUCUGGCAGGGAUGGUCUUACAAAAUCAAGCUGAUGGGUACGAGUCAAAGUUUAUCAAGAAAAUAAUUAACGAGAUCGGAGACAAACUAAGUCGCACAACCUUAAGUAUUGCCCCCAACAUGAUUGGAAUGCAUUCCCGAGUGGAACCCAUUAAUCUUUGGAUACAAGACAGAUCAACUCGUGUUGGCAUACUACUAAUCUACGGGAUGAGUGGAAUAGGGAAAACAAGCAUUGCAAAAUUUGCUUAUAAUUCAAACUUUACAAGGUUUGAAGGAAGCAGCUUCCUUGAAAACAUCAAAGAAAUUUCACAGCAACCCAAUGGCUUAGUUCAAAUACAAACACAGCUUCUUUCUGAUAUUUUGAAUGGGAGAAAAAUGAAAAUAAGCAAUGUUAGUGAAGGAUUAACUAAGAUUGAAGAUGCAAUAAGCUCUAAGAGGGUUCUCCUUGUUCUUGAUGAUGUGGAUCAUAUGGACCAAUUAGAUGCAGUACUUCGGAUGAAAGAUCGAUUUUGUCCAGGAAGUAAAAUCAUAAUAACAACUAGGCGUGCAAAAUUGUUAAAGGCUCAUCAAGUUACUAAAGUGCAUGCAGUUGAAACUUUGCAUUACAAAGAAUCAUUGGAGCUCUUCAGUUGGCACUCUUUUGGCCAGGACCAUCCCAUAGAAGGUUACAUAGAAUAUUCGAAAAAGUUUGUGGAUCAUUGCGGAGGACUUCCAUUGGCUCUUAAAGUUUUAGGUUCUUCUCUGUUGGGGGAAGGUAUAGAUGUAUGGAAAAGUGCAUUGGAUAAGUUAGAAGUUAUUCCAAAUGAUGAAAUAAUAAAUAAACUAAGAGUAAGCUACAACUCUUUGCAAGAUGACCAUGACCGAAAAUUAUUCCUCCACAUUGCUUGUUUCUUUAUUGGAAAGGACAAAGACUGCAUUGUUAAAAUACUAGAUGGAUGUGAUUUCUAUACAAUUGUUGCCAUUCAAAAUCUCAUCGAUAGAUGUUUGGUGACAAUUGAUAAAUAUGACAAGGUGCAGAUGCAUGACCUGAUUCGUGGAAUGGGAAGAGAAAUUGUUCGUUUAGAAUCAGAGGAGCCUUGGAAGCGUAGUAGAGUUUGGCGUCAUAAGGAUUCCUUCAAAAUCCUGGCAGAAAAGAAUGGUACAGAAGCAAUUGAAGGUCUUGUCCUCGAGAUGCAUAUGCUCCCUAGAAACUGUCUCAUAAACCCAAACGAGAUAGUCUUGGAAACCAAUGCAUUUGCAAGGAUGCAUGAACUAAAACUACUACAUCUCAGUCAUUUACAACUCGACGGAUGUUAUGCAGAAUUUUGUACAGGAUUAAGAUGGUUGUGUUGGCUUAAAUUUCGUUUGGAUUCUAUGCCCAUCGAUUUUCCUUUGGGGAGCCUGAUUGUUCUUGAAAUGCAAUAUAGCCGCUUAAGACAAGUCUUUGAAGGAACAAAAUGUCUUCCCUCAUUGAAGAUCCUUGAUCUCAGCCAUUCUCAUUCACUUACAGAAACCACCGACUUCUCAUUUUGCCCAAAUCUAGAGAAAUUGGUUCUUGUAGAUUGUGUAAGCCUGGUUGAUGUCAAUGGAUCCGUUGGGAAUCUUGAGAGACUUGUUUACUUGAGUAUGAAGGAUUGCAAAAAUCUUAGGAUGCUUCCAGAGAACAUGUUUAUGCUAAAAUCACUUGAAACACUUAUAAUAUCUGGUUGCACAAAUCUUAAUGAGUUAUCAAUUGAGAUGUUAAGGAACAUGGAAUCUCUGAAAGUGUUCGAGAUAGAUGAAAUCCCGAUAACUCAAUUAUGGCGAGGAAGAAGUUCAUGUAUCUGGAGUUCUUUCCCAUGCUCUUUAGUAAAUUUAAGUGUUUGGGGGUGCAAUCUUUCGGAUGAUACCUUUCCCAGGGAUUUUAGUAAUCUAUCUUCAUUGCGAAGACUAAACGUAGGGAAUAAUCCAAUUUGUAGCCUGCCAAAUUGCAUCCAAGGUUUAACAAGGCUCGAUAAACUCUCUUUUAAACAGUGUACAAGGCUCAAAUCGCUUGUGGGUUUACCAAAACUACAUGUCUUGAAUAUCAGAGAUUGCAUAUCAUUGGAAAAAAUUACAUAUCAGUACUUUCAAGGCAAAGAGCAUAAUACCUCUCUGGGUUUCAACCGCAACCUAGUUGAGUGGGAGGACAGGUUCAAGCUAGAACCCAUUGGAAGAGUUGAUGUAGAUAUGAUCAACCUUUUGGGCUUGUGCAACUUGGAAUCCAUGGCACCCAUUCGGAUGCACAAACGAUACAGUAAUUCAAUAGAGGGUGAUCGAAGUCCUGUCCAGGGGCUGUAUGAAAAGGGUAUAUUCAGCACAUUUUUUAGUGGGAAUGAGGUUCCAGGCCAAUUCAGCCAUAAAAGUAGAGGGUCCUCAAUAUCUUUUACUGUGCCUUUGCUUGAUAAUCACAGAAUUAAAGGCUUGAUCGUCUGUGCUGUCUAUGCAAGUUCGGGCUCUGAUUUUCCUUACAAUCGUAUGACUGAUUUUAAAUGGAUUGGUGGGCAAAUGAUUACUAGAGUCAGAAAUAAGAGCCAGGGUCUGAAGUGGUACUGUAAGCCAUCAUUCUACGGCAUCCCGGGUGAAGGAGAAGACAUAAUAUGGUUAAGCCACUGGAAGUUUAAGCACUUAGAAGGUGGCGAUCAAGUGGUUGUUUCAGUACGUAUGGCACAUUUCUUUCAGGUAAAGGAGUUGGGGAUCCAGUUUGUGCAGGUGGAACAAGAGAGUAAUAAUAUGAUGAGUACCACCGUUUAUCCUGUUUAUCCAAGUUUUAUGAGUCGCUUAGAUUACUUGUUCAAUGAUGAGGACUCUGAUGAAGAUACAAGAGACAAUGAAGAAGAGCAACAGGAUGAUCGCUCAAUUGCAGCCCCCACAGGCAGUAAUAACUGCAGCAGCUUCCUCCAUGGCUGGAAGGUGCUCAUCACCGCAGCUUGCAAGCUCGCGCUUUCUCUCUCACGCAGACAGAAGCAACAGUAAAAAAGCCGUGGCUGAAUUAUUAGGACAUCUAAACUCGUUUCAUAGCAUCAAAUACAUCUAGGGAAUAGGUAUUCGUCUAUACCAAUAAUUGGCAACUGUCAAUGCAUAUCAAGAACAUCCACUUUUCUUAUAAA
This is a messenger RNA of Prunus avium (sweet cherry), 3677 nucleotides long. Lineage: Eukaryota; Viridiplantae; Streptophyta; Magnoliopsida; Rosales; Rosaceae. The record is from RefSeq and is a predicted model, not a curated record.